UCAAUCUCGUACUUUUCCUACCACCCAUUUGUCUAACUGAAUUCGUGACUUAUGAAAAAAAAUGAAAAAGGAGAAAAAAAAAUGUACAUAACAGUAACAAUUUACUUAAGUGGGAAAAUUGAAAGCAAGAAAUGUGGUGGUUGGGGAUACAAACAUAAAGUGAAUUUAAGAACCGAGAGAUGAAAAGUGACUGAGAUAUUUUGACAGGAAGAAACUAAGAGUUAGGGGUGACAUUUGUGCUAUCUCUCUCUCUCUCUCUCUUGUAUUUCUAUAUGUAUUUCAUUUUUCAACAACACUUCAUCAAAUUCAUGCACCAUCAAAGAUAGUGCCCCAGAAACCCCACAAGGUCUCAGAUUUGAUCACCACCUCUUUAUGAUCUGAACUUUUACCAAACUCCAUUUCUAUAUGGCUUUCUAUGCUGGUAACACCACCAAUUGUAACAACAAAUUCCGAGGAUUCCCAGGGUUUGAGGACGAUGAUGUUGUGUCCACUGUGGUUCCCGCUGUAACAGUUGUGGUAGAGGGUCGUUCCAUCUGCCAGCGCAUCAGCCUCCAUAACCAUGGUAGCUACGAAAGUAUGGCCAAAGCCCUACGCGAAAUGUUUGUGGAAAACGCUGGAGACAGUGAUGAUCUUGACCUUUCCAAUGUCAUUCCUGGCUACCUUAUUGCCUAUGAAGACAUGGACAACGAUCUUCUUCUAGUCGGUGACCUUAGCUGGAAGGAUUUUGUACGUGUGGCAAAGAGAAUUCGUAUAAUUCCAACCAAGGGUAACUCAAGAAAAGGUUCAACGAGAGCGGCGUAAGCAAUGAAAACCUGCGACUAUAUGGGGGAUGUAGGAGAAAAACAUAGAAACUAAUGAAAUAAUUGGAUUUGAGAAGAAAAUGUGUUUUAAGAUCAGGAACGUGCGAUAAUGUUAGCAAGAAAUGCUGGUUCUUGUGUAAAGUCUUUGUGUUCUUGUACGAAUAAAAGCCCCGGUUAGUAAUUCAUGGUAUCAUGGACUACAAGUACUAUUUACUCUUGGCACCGAGGAAAAUAGAUUUUGAUUCCACAAAUUGGUGCGAGUGUAGGUUUUCAUAAAACAAUUUUAGUUUUUUUUAUGCACAAGAUUGAUGUGUGUGUGUAAAAUUUGGUAUAAUUAACCUUUUCAACCUAAUG
Vigna unguiculata (cowpea) is the source of this 1154-nucleotide messenger RNA. It is a transcript of the gene IAA33, whose product is annotated as indole-3-acetic acid inducible 33. Gene Ontology annotation, cellular component: nucleus. NCBI's taxonomy places the organism in Eukaryota, Viridiplantae, Streptophyta, Magnoliopsida, Fabales, Fabaceae. The record is from RefSeq and is a predicted model, not a curated record. Gene Ontology annotation, biological process: regulation of DNA-templated transcription.